Archocentrus centrarchus (flier cichlid) is the source of this 4066-nucleotide messenger RNA. Its product is annotated as sodium- and chloride-dependent GABA transporter ine. Gene Ontology annotation, cellular component: plasma membrane. The transcript is spliced from 14 exons. The record is from RefSeq and is a predicted model, not a curated record. Gene Ontology annotation, biological process: nitrogen compound transport; sodium ion transmembrane transport; amino acid import across plasma membrane. NCBI's taxonomy places the organism in Eukaryota, Metazoa, Chordata, Actinopteri, Cichliformes, Cichlidae. Gene Ontology annotation, molecular function: amino acid:sodium symporter activity. The coding region runs from base 215 to 2020 and encodes 601 amino acids.
GUAGCUCAUUUUAUGCUCUUGCAGCGACAUCCCCGUAUCCUUGUUUCCAAACUCUUACUAAGUUAAUUGUUUGCUUGUUUUCUUCUCUUUAGAGGCGCUCAAUCUAACCGACGCAAAAGCUUUUGUCUAAUUAAGGCGUGUUUAUUAUUUAUACGGUCUUCCACAGCGCCCUCUCAUUCUAUUAACACAAACCUCUUUAACCUCACCAGUUACGAUGGAUUUCGGUGUCGGAAAGUCACAGGGAACCUCUGACACAAGGGACUGUGAGCUGAAACAUUCAGAUCUCAAAGGCAUCGGCGAGAGGACCGCAGAUGCAGAGGCUCAGAGACCCACAUGGAGCGGCCGGCUGGAGUUCAUCCUGGCUACGGUGGGUUACGCCGUGGGACUCGGCAACGUCUGGAGAUUUCCGUACCUGUGCUACAACAGCGGUGGAGGUGCCUUCAUGAUUCCUUAUCUUACCAUGGUGCUCCUGUGUGGCAUUCCUCUGCUCUUCAUGGAGUUCACUAUAGGGCAGUAUACUCGUUUAGGGCCGGUGCAUGCUUUCACCAAAAUCUGCCCCUUGUUGAAAGGUGUUGGUCUGGCCACAGUUGUUAUCUCCUUUGUUGUCUCCACGUACUACAACGUGCUCAUAAGCUGGGCACUUUACUAUUUGUUCAACUCAUUCGGAGUGGAGACCCUGCCCUGGAAGUCCUGCAACAACACUUGGAAUGCCGUUGGAAACUGUUCCAGUGGCUUUCCUGGCAACAACACCCACCUACAGUCUGCCAGCCAACAAUUCUUUGAUUCACAGACUUCUGAAAAGACCAGUGGCAUUGAAGAAUUAGGUGGUCUUUGCUGGGAACUCUUUGGCUGUCUUCUCUUUGCCUGGGUUAUUGUAUACUUAUGUAUAUUUAAAGGAGUCAAAUCCACAGGAAAGGUGGUAUAUUUCACUGCUGUGUUUCCAUACUUCAUUCUGUUUGCCCUGCUCAUAAAUAAUGUGCAGCUUCCUGGAGCUAAGAAUGGUAUCCUCUAUUUUGUGACACCUGUCUGGAGCAAACUGUUUGAAGUGAAGGUUUGGCUUAAUGCAGCUUCCCAGGUGUUUAACUCCCUCGGAAUAGCAUUUGGCUCCAUGAUUUCAAUGGCUAGUUACAACAAGUUCAACAACAACAUUUGCAGGGAUGCACUGAUUGUGUCAUUGACCAACUCUUUCACUAGUAUCCUGGCUGGGUUUGUGAUCUUCUCAGCAGUCGGUUACAUGUCUCAUAUACAUAACCUCCCAGUGGAAAACAUAGCUACAGAUGGUGAGUCCUGGUUGGUGUUUGUUGUGUACCCUGAAGUCCUUUCCACCAUGCCCCUCUUUCAGCUGUGGGCCCCACUUUUCUUUAUCAUGCUGUUGUGUCUGGGCCUGGACAGUCAGUUUGCCACAGUUGAGGUAGCUGUGACAUUCAUAAAGGAUGAAUUUGGAGGCAAAGUUCUGCCUUUACUGAAGAGAGAAGAGCUGCUAGCCCUGGCUGUGUGCAUUGUCUGCUUUGCACUGGGGAUUCCUCACAUUACUAAGGGUGGUAUCUAUGUGUUUCAGCUGAUGGACUACUACACUGCUGUGGUUUCCCUCAUGUUCCUGGCUUUAUUUGAGAUUGUUGCCGUUUGCUGGAUCUUUGGCAUCCCGCGUAUCUCCUUAAUGAUCAAGAAGAUGCAAGGAAAAAGUCCAAACAUCUACUUCCGUCUCUGUUGGCUGCUGCUCUGCCCUAUGUUGGUGUUGUGCAUACUGAUCUCCAGCAUUAUUCAAUACACCCCUCCUCACUAUGGAAAGUACAUGUACCCAGUGUGGGCUGAAUGGGUGGGCUGGGGCAUCUCUUUGGUCUCUAUAAUAUGGAUCCCAUUUGGUGCAAUGCAAGAAAUCUAUAACAAUAAAGGACCCUUUCUUCAGAGACUGAAGACAGCUAUGACUCCAACAAUAGACCUGGAUGUUGUGGAUCAGCUACAGGAAAAACAAAACCUUGACACGCUGGCAUCUGAAAAAUUACUCAAUUUAGUACCGUGACCCGUGAUAUAGUGAUCACAUACAAAGCCUUGAAUAAAUAGACUUUUCAUUUCUAUCAUAAUCCCUGUUACUGUAUAUCCAAAGAGCUAUCGUUAUUGUUAGCCUUUUGGGUCACUACAUCUAUAAACCAAAUACUUUUAAAUCCACAAAUGAAAUGCACUUGAAAAGGCUUGGUUCAUUUAAACGUUAGCUUAUUGUUUUUGUUUUCACAGUGAUAGCAUGGCCAAUAAAUAGAAGGCCUGGGCAUUGUAUGACCCGCAGGCCAGAUCCAUCCCUUUGCCUGUGUGAGGUCAGUGGGAAAUUAGGAUUCAAAAAUAAGCAUACAUCAUGCAAUUUGUCCCAUUUCAGCCACCAAACACUCUAUGAUAAACAAAUAGCUUGCUAUUUUUUUUCUUUUCUUCAAAAUUCAUGUACGUACGUGUGUGCAAGCAAAUGCAGCUUUACACAUCCAGGGAUGGAGCAAUCAAGACCAGCUUUGUGAUUUCUGAAAACACAGAAUAUAGGGAACUUAACAAGAGCUCAUAGAGAACAAACUGUAAUCAAGACUCAAAGCCUAAUGGGAACUGAGAGCAAGAAAAUGCAUGAAAAUACAGUCAACACCAGGAACUAAGAUCCCACAGAGGCUAAUGAAUAAAAGGAAAUCAAACCCUGAGGAACAACUAGACUACAAAUAGCAACUACAACUAAGCACUAGAGAUAAAUACUAAGGAAAAACACAAAGCUAAAUUACAAACAAUAAACACACAGGGAAUCAAACUGAAUAUAUUUAAUGAGUCCAAGAGCUCAAAAAUCUUGGGUCUAAGACCCAGGACCAUGAAACUCUCACUGGGUAAUGCUAAUUAGAUAGUGAUAAAUGUCAGCAUGCCAGUUUCACAUUUUCAUUGUUUAAUUGUAACAUCUACUCUUUUUAGCAGCAGUUUAUAAAGAGAUAAAAAAAAUUACUACUGAGCAGAAAUGAGUUCAGCUUCUUGGUGCGGCACACCACAACAGUCCCAAUUUCUCAUGUGGCCCCUUGGGAAAACACCCCUGCUCUAAAGGAUAAGCUGGUCUAACUGCAGAUGGAAAGAUGGAUAAUUUUUUAUAACAAAACUGAACUCACAAGAGUUUAGAGAUUAUAGGUGGAGCCUUUGAUCUAGCGCUUUAAAGCUGAAUUGGGCUAAUAAGGGUGGAUUAUCUUCAUUAGAGCAACAUUUAUUUGUUAACUUUUCAUUUUGAUUGUGUUUUGACCCCAAACCUGCCAUUAAUCUCUGGUUUUCUUUCAAAGCCUUGAAAUAGAAAUGAAAACGUUUCCUUUGGUAGAAAAGCCAUUUAUUUUAACAAAAGAUUUACCUUUAAGAUUGCACUGUGGUGGAAAGUAAUGCUUUUAAUGGUUGACCCUGCGUCUCUAGGGCAAAGUCUAAAUUUAGUGGGUCAAAUGGGUUCAGUCGUUGUGGGAACAAUCUUUGAUUUAACUCUGUGAGUACUCAGUCAUAACCUAAAGAAAAGCAAAAAGGGUUUUAUGUGGAAUUGUUUUGUUUUUUUUAUGUCUGUCAGAUAUAAUGUUUACUUUUUGUUCCCUGAUUGCCAAGCUUUGGGAGACCAAUUAUCAUAACUGGUAAUUACCAGUCAUUACUGGUAAUGACUGGGGUAUUACAGGGUUAAUAUUUUUGUGUAAAAAAAAACUGAUAGAAAUUAAUAGGGAAAAUAUAUGUGUCAAUUUUGCUCUCAUGGUGUCAUAUGAGAUUAGUUAAAUGUUUGUGCUGCACAGUACAUCCUUGGCCUUUUCUGAAUUUAUAGAUAGAUAUUCAGAGUGUCUUUUAGACCAAAUCUAUAAUGAAUAUAUGAUCACAGACCAUUUGAACUGACAUUAAACUGGUGCAAAGAAGAUUAUAAAAGUUUUAUCAGUAGUUCUGAAACUUGAUGUCACCUUAUGUGCCUUUGUGUGCUGUAUUUUUAUGUAAUCUUGUCAUGAUCCUGGGCCGUUGGCCUGGUGCGUUAGUUCCUUUUUGGAGUAUUUUUCAGGUUUUGUUUCUUAGUUUUUCUCACUGUUUAGGUUCUCAGUGUGUU